Messenger RNA from Recurvomyces mirabilis, 894 nucleotides. It is a transcript of the gene SOU1, whose product is annotated as Sorbose reductase sou1. NCBI's taxonomy places the organism in Eukaryota, Fungi, Ascomycota, Dothideomycetes, Mycosphaerellales, Teratosphaeriaceae. Gene Ontology annotation, molecular function: oxidoreductase activity, acting on NAD(P)H, oxygen as acceptor. The transcript has 2 exons. Gene Ontology annotation, cellular component: intracellular anatomical structure. The coding region runs from base 1 to 894 and encodes 297 amino acids. The record is from RefSeq and is a predicted model, not a curated record.
AUGGUAAUGGUAAGAGCGGAGAAGCAGGCGCCCGAGGACAGCUCGAUGAAGAACGGUGUCUUCCGGCAAUACAACACCAAAGCACCGAAAGAAACCCAAGUCUUGCCGUUGUUCAGUCUCAAGCAUAAGACGGCCAUCGUUUCCGGUUCCGGCGCUGGCAUUGGUCUCCAGGUCGUACACGCAUUUGCUGAAGCUGGUGCCAAUGUAGCCAUCUGGUAUCAUGGCAACAAGGAAGCACUGGAUCGAGCUGCCGAGGUCGAGAAGAAGUAUGGAACUGACGUGACAGACUACGAGAACGUCAAGAAGGUCAUGAAUGAAAUCGCGGAGGACUUCAAUGGCCGUCUAGACAUAUUCGUAGCCAACGCAGGCAUACCAUGGACUCAAGGCAGAAUGAUCGAUGGCGAGCUCUCGCACUAUCACAGAGUCGUCGCCACGGACCUAGACUCUGUCUUCUACAGCGCCAAAGCAGCCGGCGAGAUCUUCCGUAAGCAGUACGAGAACGGUGGCGUGAGCCUGACUGGUGAAGCUCUGCAGAACUAUAGCUACGGCAGCUUCAUCGCCACGUCAUCUAUGAGUGGGCACGUUGCAAACAUUCCGCAACUUCAGUCAGCCUACAACGCCGCCAAAGCUGGCGUGCGGCAUUUGUGCCAAUCGCUUGCUGUGGAGUGGGUCAAAUUCGCACGAGUGAACAGCAUUUCGCCUGGUUAUAUGGCGACCGAGAUUUCGAACUUCGUGCCGCCAGAGACGAAGGCCAUCUGGCGUGGCAAGAUACCCAUGGGCAGAGAAGGCGAGGCACAUGAGCUGAAGGGAGCAUAUCUUUACCUCGCGUCUGAUGCAUCUAGCUACACCACUGGCACAGACAUUACGGUUGAUGGCGGGUACUGUGCUGUGUAA